Messenger RNA from Aplysia californica (California sea hare), 2939 nucleotides. Its product is annotated as histidine--tRNA ligase, cytoplasmic. NCBI's taxonomy places the organism in Eukaryota, Metazoa, Mollusca, Gastropoda, Aplysiida, Aplysiidae. The record is from RefSeq and is a predicted model, not a curated record. Gene Ontology annotation, molecular function: histidine-tRNA ligase activity; ATP binding. Bases 324 to 1874 code for a protein of 516 amino acids. Gene Ontology annotation, biological process: histidyl-tRNA aminoacylation; mitochondrial translation. The transcript has 14 exons. Gene Ontology annotation, cellular component: mitochondrion; cytoplasm.
ACUUGAGAUGGAAGCCGCCAUGAUAAUUUAUAAAAAGUUUUAUCGGACAUAAGUAUACGACUCUCUACGUUCAACACAACGAUAUUUUGAUUGUGAAGAAUAAAAUAUUGAGUUCAUACUCUUGAUAUGAUUUAUUUACCUACAUUAAGGUGAAAUCUAUUCCCAUUUUUUCUUAUUGACUAGUUAUUCUCUGCCUUAACGAUGAAAGUAUCAAGUUUAGAGUCAUUAGUUAUCCUGUCUCAAUUUUUAAACAGCAUUGAAUGAAUGCGGAACAGUGUAUCACAGUACAUACAGUGUAGUUGUAGUGUGAGUCUGCUGCAAUCAUGGCGGAUAACGAUAAGAAAUUACAGGAAAAGAUAAAGAGUCAGGGUGAACUCGUGAGAAAAUUGAAAGCUGAUGGUGCUGAUAAAGCGAAGGUGACGGAGGAGGUGAACAAAUUGCUGGAGCUGAAGAAACAGCUGGGAGAUGAAGGCUCCAAGAAGUUUGUCCUCAAGACCCCAAAGGGCACAAGAGACUUUGCCCCCGGUCAGAUGGCCAUCAGGGAGGGGGUGUUCAGCAAGAUCAUCGCCUGCUUCAAACGUCACGGGGCCGAGACCAUCGACACCCCAGUGUUUGAGCUGAAGGAAACGCUGACUGGGAAGUAUGGCGAGGACUCGAAACUCAUUUAUGAUCUGGCUGAUCAGGGGGGAGAGCUUCUGGCUCUCAGAUAUGAUCUAACAGUGCCGUUUGCCCGCUACCUGGCCAUGAACAAAGUGUCCAACAUCAAACGGUACCACAUCGCCAAAGUGUACCGCAGAGACAACCCGGCCAUGAACAGGGGCCGCUACCGAGAGUUCUACCAGUGUGAUUUUGACAUCGCUGGUCAGUACGACCUGAUGUUGCCGGACGCGGAGUGUAUCAAAAUUGUCACAGAGAUCUUGUCCAGUUUAGAGAUCGGAGACUUUGUUGUCAAGGUGAACCACAGAAAACUGUUGGAUGGAAUGUUUGCAGCCUGCGGAGUGCCCGACGAUAAGUUCCGUCCAAUCUGCUCCUCUGUGGAUAAACUAGACAAAACAUUUUGGAAUGACGUCCGCUGUGAAAUGGUGGAUGAAAAGGGUCUGGAUCCUAAAGCUGCAGACAUGAUUGGAGAGUAUGUAGGGUUCAAAGGUGGCAUCGGUCAGGUGAACGAGCUGCUGACGGACGAGAACCUCAAGGCCCAGAAGAACGCCCUGGAGGGGCUGGAGGAGCUCAAACUGCUGCUCACCUACUGCGAGCUCUACGGCGUCGCUGAUAAGGUGUGUUUCGACAUGAGCCUGGCCCGAGGAUUAGACUACUACACCGGAGUCAUCUACGAGGCUGUACUCACAGGUUCGACGGCCCAGGCGGUGGCUCAGAACACAGACGAGCCGGUGGGCGUGGGCAGCGUUGCGGGCGGCGGUCGCUACGACGGCCUGGUGGGCAUGUUUGACAGUAAGGGCAAGAAGGUUCCCUGUGUUGGGGUCAGCAUCGGCAUCGAGAGGCUCUUCUCCAUCAUGGAGGCCAAGGCUGCGGCAGCAGAGAAGAAGCUGCGUACGACGGAGACGGAGGUGUACGUGAUCGCCGCACAGAAGGGCAUGGUGGAGGAACGUCUCAAGCUGGUCAGUGCACUUUGGGAGGCCGACAUCAAGACGGAGCAGUCCUACAAGAAGAAUACCAAGAUGCUAAAUGAGUUCCAGUACUGUGAACAGAACGGCAUCCCACUGGCCCUCAUCAUCGGUCAGUCGGAGAUUGAGAACGGUGUGGUCAAGCUCAAGGUCAUGGGGUCCAGGGAAGAGAGGGAGGUACCUCGGGCAAGCAUGGUGGAGGAGAUUCGAACCUCGCUAGCCGCGCUACGGUCUAAUGGCAGUGAAGGCUGAGACUGUGUAGCUACUUGUACGUGUCAUUUUGAUUAGGAAACUUGUGACAUCGUUCUGUAUUCUCCGUGCUGUUGUCCUGUCCCCCACCCUCGUGAAGUGAGAGAUAUGUUUUGUCUUUGCCGUGAUCAGGGUUGUUUCUCACUUCUAGCAACUGUGUCCAAAAUUCUUCUGCCUCAUUUUCUAGCUUUUUAUUUUUCAACAUUUAGAAUUUAAAUUUUGACAAAAUAUCCCUCAAGCUAUUGUAACUUAUGAUACCACAGAUCUAGGAAUAGCAAUUUUAAAAAAAGUCAAAAUGUAGGGUUUAUAGUACAUUUGAACAGCUGGUCCAGAACUUGUGUUGUUGUUUUAGGCCUUGGGUUUUGCUGGGUGAGCUUUUGCCUCAUUGCAUUAUAUAUUGUUUUGUCUUUUUCUGUGACUAUUUAUUUUAAAUGUUAACUCACCAUUGUAUAUAUGUCAUUGGUUUUUCAUUUAAAAGAUGAUAUACACGUAUGAUUCUGAAUCGGGAUGAUAGCUUUUCCGGCCUCACCUUAGUUUUGUGAAUGUUUUCCCCAUGGUGGGAUAGACUGGACGAGUCUAAUCGAGAGAAUUGAACAGACUAGUGUAUUAGCACGACACGGUCAGAGUUAUUGUAGUGAGAGGUUUCACGGCACUUGCAGCACAAAUAGAUCAUAAUAUGAGUGCCCAGGAUUAAAGGGUGGGUCUUGGUUAUCGUUCGAAGGAGACCCGAGUUUGAUUCCCGGUUGGGGAGAAUUUUUAUUGAGUGUAUGGGUCUUUCUGCCGGGAUGUUUUAUCUAUCUCUGCCCAGAUUGAACCUGGUAGGCGGGGCGGAAGCCUGCCCCUUGAAAGAUUUAAAUUGUGAGGAUGUGGGUGUGAAACACUUACAUUUGCACAACAAAAAAAAAAGAAAGAAAAAAAUGUGAAGCUCACAGCAGAAUAUCAGAAGAAAUUUUUCUUGAAGUGUUGGGGUCUUCAGGCUGAUGUUACUUAAGUGUACGAUGUGAAACUAUGCUGUGCUUAGCAUUUGCUGUAGGCAUGUGAUGAAUAAAUGUUCAUGUUUUCAUGCUA